Molecule: messenger RNA, 3669 nt
Organism: Colletotrichum gloeosporioides
Lineage: Eukaryota; Fungi; Ascomycota; Sordariomycetes; Glomerellales; Glomerellaceae
Product: DNA repair protein RAD5
Exons: 8
Coding region: 1-3669 (1222 amino acids)
Molecular function (GO): ATP binding; ATP-dependent chromatin remodeler activity
Source: RefSeq, a predicted model, not a curated record
AUGGCAACCCCUCCCAGAGAUGAGGAGCCCGAGAAAACCGGCAAGCCCAACAAGGGGAAGUUCUUUUUCACAGACGUUGGGGAUUCAGAUGAAGACGAGAUGCAAGGCUUUUUGGUUCUUAAAAAGGCGAUUUAUGACGACACUCAACAGGAAGACAUCAUUGACCAAACAAUCCGCCAGGAGCUUGAGAAGAGUCAGAAUUCGAGUCUUGGGGCAAGCGACCACGCGCGAACAGGUCUUCAAUCACCCGAUGAAGAGUUCAGCGAGCUGUUCGUCUCUCCCAACGAAGAGUGCCAAGUCGACAACUCACCUUCUGAACCUCAGCUUCAUGUCGAGGCGGACCCGAUAUCUGAUGACGACUUCAUGAUCAUUGACGCCACUGAAGCCUCUGCCGAUGCACAAGAGAGAUGGGCUGUGCCCCGUCACUUUCAUGCCGAUCUUACCAACGUCAAGCAGGAGCCACAGACAGAAACUAAGUUGCCAGAAAGCCCGCAGGUCAAGCGUUCAACAUCAGAGGAAAUUUCAAUUGCAGCCGUGCCUCGUCACAAUCAGGAUGAAGCUGAAAUUGAAAAGCUCAACAAGGAAAGGGCAGAGCUAGCAGACAAAGCUUUGCGCGGUGCAUUGAGUCCAGAAGAGCUGUCCCAGUUGCUGCAGAUCACGGCGCAGCUGAACGGCGCCAAAGGCUCCAACAUUCCUCAUCAAGCUGACGAUGCUAAGCAGCCCAUCAACGAAAAAGCAAAGAAGCCACGAAAGGUCACAACCAAAGAGGAGUACUGGGCCAAGCAAGCAGAGAACGAGCGGAAGAAAAAGCAAGAGCUAAGAGAAAAUGGACGCAAGAGAACCGGAAAAAGCAAGACGGCGCAAACCAAGAAGGCCAAAACUUCAGUGACUUCCGCCAAACCUCAAGGCGAUGGCGCUUCAAGCGACGAAGAUGACCAAGAAGCCAUCGGGGAGAUAGAACGUCAGAUCGCCGAAAUGCUCCGACCUCUCGACGCCAUUCUGGAGCGAUCUCAACAGGGCGACCUACCAGCCGAGCCGGACAUCAGGGCCACCAGGAAGGAGGAUCAGCUGAGACAGAUGAGGAAUGCGGCUCCUGAGUACUUUGAAAAGGAACUUCUUGAGAAGCAGGAGAAGGAACUCCGAGACUCGACAAAGGCUUGGGGGCCUUGGGGCGUUCGACCAAAGAACGGGAAGUGGGAAGUCCGGCGGGUCUUGAUCAACCCCUUGCACAAUCACCAAAUCGUCGUCGGCGCCUGGAUGAUGGGUCGCGAAUUAAAGAACACACCAAGACUUCCUCGAGGCGGAAUACUCGCCGAUGCCAUGGGACUGGGCAAGACCAUUGAGACAUUGUCAUGCAUUUCGGGCAACCCAUCUUCAGACCGGCUCAAGGACAAAGGCCAAGGCGCAACACUGGUGGUCUGCCCAUCUCAGCAAAUGAUUGGUGUCUGGAUGUCCGAGGUUAACAAGCAUUGCGGAAAGCGGUUUGCGAGAGACAUGGUGCAGUACAAGCGCCAAAACAAGAUGAGUAUCGACCUUUUGGGGUCCUUCAACAUUGUUUUGGCAACCUACCACCAGGUUAGAGCCAGUAUUCCAUCGAUAAAAGAGCAACAAGAAAUGCAGAAAGAGCUGCUGGACACCGAGAAGUACAAUGAAUGGUUAGCUGAGAAUACUGGAGAUUUGCACCGCAUCAAAUGGUAUCGCGUUGUUCUGGAUGAAGCUCAUUCCAUUAAGAACCACUUGACACAUGAGUUCUUCUCUUACCUCAAAUUUAUUCGUUGCCACGGUAUUGACAAUUUCAAUGAUUACGUGAAGGAGUAUCACAACGGCAAAGCAGCUCGAACCAAGCACUGCAGGCUCAUCCAUCAAAUCAUGUACAGGAGAAUGAUGGAACGGUGCUUCAGACGCAGAAUCAAUCGAGACUUGCAAGAAGGCGACGGCUACGCAGAGAAACAAGUUCGAAGUUAUCUGACGAUCCUCCUUCGUCUUCGACAGGCUGCGACCCAUCCUUUCUUACUCGAAAGCAUGAUGAACGAAUACUUCACUCUCAGAGAUCUUCGCCUGACCAAAGAGAAGCUUGCGGAGUUGAAGGGCAAGAAGACAAUCUACGAGCAAAUUGGCUCCUGGAAUCAGCGCCACGAGAUGUCGAACGAACGGAUUAAGAAGGUUCUUAUAGCUUCUGCGAAACAGAGGGAGAAACAACGACGCAAGGAGGCUCGUUUUACGAGCUACGGAACUUUCGAAGAGGAUGACGAAGAGGCAUUCAUCGAUGAGGACUCUGGAUCAAAUGCCUCCCAGAAGAAACCUGGAAGGCGAUCCACCAAGAACGCCAAGGAUACGAAUGACGACUCGGACGAGGUUGACAGCCUGGAUGACACGGAUGAGGAUUCUGACGGUAUGGUCCCUGAAGAGUACCUGAGAGCGGCUGAUCCGACUCCUGCAUCAAAGCCUGUCCGUCCAGAGGUUCCCCCUCUUGACCCAUUUGGUCGAAGCGACUUUGGGCUGCACUUCGACAUGGACAAGCAGAUCGAGUACCUGGAGCGAAUGGAAGAGAUUGCAGAGGCUAGCUGCACAGUUUGCAAGGUUAACCCCCCAGUCAAUCCAGUCAAGGGUCAGUGCGGUUGCAUAUUCUGCACUCAAUGUUUGAUAGUACACACCACUACCAAGGGACGGAUUUGUCCUAGCUGCCGAAAGGUUGUUGGCAUACCAAAAUCUCUCGAAGCGUUCCACAGUGGUGACUCCGAUGAUGAGUCUGACCCGGCGCCUGAAGUCAAACGUCGCCAGAAGAUUAACGACAAGGACUACGAUUAUGGAUUCGAUCACAACGGCUUUCAGCAUUAUGAGGAUGAUAGAAAAGGCAAAAGACCCAUCCGAUUUCUGCAGAUCAGCGACAAAAAGACCAAUGCUCCCGUCACACCGAGCGGCAAGAUGGCGGCGUUGAAGGAAACUAUUCUCAGAUGGCAAGCGGAGGCUCCUCAAGACAAGAUCAUUGUCUUCAGUCAGUUCAACGUUGUCAUGAAGAUCAUAGGACGCAUGCUGGAAGGUGAAGAAAUCCCAUAUGCGUACCUCAGCGGCAAGCAGACAACCGAGCAGCGCGAGAAGUCUGUCAAAGACUUUCAGGAAGGCGACGUCGUCAAGGUCCUCAUUGUGUCGCUUCGUGCCGGCGGCCAAUGUCUGAAUCUUACUCGAGGUAACCGAGUCAUUCUCAUGGAGCUGUGGUGGAACCACGCCGUCGAGCAACAGGCCUUUUCGCGUGUCUUUCGAAUCGGACAGAUCAAGGAAACGCAUUUCGUGCGCUUCAUUGUUGAUACGCCCAUCGAAAAGCGCAUGCUUGCGAUGCAAGUCAACAAGAUCCUUCGAAUCGAUGCAGCACUUCAGGACGAAGGAGUCAGAACCCCCAAGGUCGGUCUUGAGGACAUUGCUAGGCUUCUGGGCAAGGUAGUUCACCGCAAUGGCGUCAUGCAAGUCGUCGCGGACUACUCAGAUAAUGAGGAUGAUGAAGAUGACCUUGACAUGCCUGGCUCCAGAGCUGCCAGACGUGCAGCUGCAGAGGAGGAAGACCUAUCCGAUUUUGUCGUUCAUGACGACGAGGUUGAGUUUGAAGUCAAUGACGAUGACGUGAUCGGUCUUUCAGAUGACGAGGAUGGAUCUGGCGGCUCCGACAAAGAGUAG